AUGCCGGCGGCAGAUCCCCCCGUCACCGACGCGGCGCCUGACGAAGGCGCGCCUCCCCGACCAUCUCCUCCGCCGCCGCCACCCCGGCCCCUCUCCCUCGCCUCGGCGCUCCCCUUCUGGUUCUACCUCGCCGCCGCCGUCUCCCUCCUCGCGCUCCUCCUCCCCCACAUCCUGCCUCCCUCCUCUCCCGCGCCUCUCCCGCCUCUCCUCCGCGGACACCUCGCCGCAGGCCGCGUCCUCAAGCUCGAUCCCGCCCCCGGCCUCUUCGCCGUGACCUCCCUCCCCGCCGACAGCGGCGGCGGCGGCGGCGGGGGCUCCCCCGCGCACCGCGUCCUCGUCCUCCCGGGCCUCGCCGCGGGGUCCUUGUCCUUCCGCCGCGUCCUCUCGUCGCUCUCCUCCCGCGGCGUCCACGCCACGGCGCUCGACCUCCCCGGCCAGGGCCUCUCCCCGCGCCCCCCCGCCGCGCCCGCGCCCGCGCCCUCCCGGACCAGCGCGCUCCGGGAGAUCAUGGACCGCGGCAUCUUCCACGCCUUCGAGCACCUCGUGCAGACCGGCGAGGUCCCGUACCAGGAGGAGGCGCCGCCAGCCGCCGCCCCGAGGUCUCCGCACGCGCCCGACGAGGCGGCCGCGGCCGUCGCGCGCGCCGCGGAGGCGCUCGGCCUCGGCGUGGCACCCGUCCACCUCGUGCUCCACGACACCGCGCUCGCGGCCGGGGCCGCGUUCGCGUCGGCGCACCCGGGGGCCGUGCGGAGCGUGACGCUGGUCGACGCCGCCGCGUCCCUGCCGGCGUUCCCGGCCGCGGUCUUCGACGUGCCCGUGCUGGGGAGGCUGGUGCUGCGGGUGCCGGCGCUGUUCCGCGGCCUGCUGCGGCUGUGCUGCGCCCGGGGGGUUGGCGCCGAGGAGGCAGAGGCGUACCGGGCAGCGAUGCGGGGGGAGGGGAAGGCUGAGGGGGUGGUUGAGGCAUGGAAGGCGAUGAACCACAGCUUUCGGCUUGGGGAGUGGAGGGGUUCUUCGGAGGAGGUGAGGAGGCUGCCGAUGCUGGUGCUGUGGUCGGGUUCUUGGUCAGACAUGUGGAUCGAUGAGGGGAAGAAAGUGGCGGCUGCAUUGCCUGACGCCAAAUUUGUCUACCAUUCCGGAGGCCGAUGGCCUCAGGUCGAUGCCUUUGAGGAAAUUUCAGGGCUGAUAACCGAGUUUGUAACCUCAUCUGAAGAAGCAGCAGGUGGUCAAAUUGAAUAG
Messenger RNA from Miscanthus lutarioriparius, 1236 nucleotides. The record is from the annotation of a GenBank genome assembly. NCBI's taxonomy places the organism in Eukaryota, Viridiplantae, Streptophyta, Magnoliopsida, Poales, Poaceae.